Messenger RNA from Pecten maximus, 1631 nucleotides. Its product is annotated as receptor-binding cancer antigen expressed on SiSo cells-like. The coding region runs from base 126 to 755 and encodes 209 amino acids. Gene Ontology annotation, cellular component: secretory granule. Lineage: Eukaryota; Metazoa; Mollusca; Bivalvia; Pectinida; Pectinidae. The record is from RefSeq and is a predicted model, not a curated record. The transcript is spliced from 5 exons.
GACGUCGAAGAAACCCAAAACUCGCACACAGAUGGCAGCAGAAAUCCUCGAGAAUACUAUGAAAUAUCCAGUGUAGUUGCGAGAAGAAAAUAACGAUUUGUGUUUAAAAUUGAUUUCCUGCCAACAUGAUAAAGGUUGUGUGGAACAUCAUCAAGAAGACUUUUGGUUUUGUGCUGCUGAUAUGUUCACCGUUCAAAAGACUUUUCUGUAGAAGGAAGAGGAGGACAUCUGAUACUGUUUUACCUUUAACAAAUCAUUACAGCAUUCCACAUGAUUUUACACAAACCCCAAGUGCACCAAAACAGCCUGAGCUGCAGUCUUGGGAGAAUUGGGAUCAAGAUCAAAACAACAGUUCCAGAUCACAAAAUCACAAUUACUCAAGGUCAAGGUCAAUGUCUCAUGAAGAUUCAUCUGAACCAGAACCUGAUUAUUUUCAAGACAUGACUCCAACUAUUAAGAGACAGAAAAAGGUGUUGAUUAAGCAGAAAGAAGAAAUGCGAAACCAAUCCAAUAUGUUUGCUGUGUCUGCUUCAGAUUUACCUUUAUCUGCUGGGUCGGAAUUAGGCACUUGGGACGACCGAGAGACUGGCUGGGACAAUGAAGCUGGUGAAGAUUUGUCGUGGCAAGCUGAGGCUGCUAUAAAGGAACAGAAACGGUCGGAGCGUCGGGAACGAAAUUUGGAACAACAGCGUCGGCGGCAAGAAAAAGAAUAUUCUAAAAGAGACGCAACAUUUUCAGCAGUGAGGCUUUCUUGACAUGAAUGAUUGAAUGCUAAUUUAAGAGAAAUGGGAUUUUUAUUGUAUAAAGUUCGUAUCAUUAUUAUAUGCAUAAAAACAUCCAUUUCAUUGUUAAAAUUUGUUUUGACUAUAUAUAACAUGCUGUAGGGAAUGACAGUAAACAACUAUGACUAUAUAUAUAUAUAUAUUAGCAAGAAAUUGGAAAGUUUUGUGUUAUUUCAUUUCAUUUGUAGAUUUUCAAUACAUAUAAUGAUACUGUUGAAUUUUCCCUUAACAGAUUUUUUAAUACCUGGUAUUUGGAAGCAUUUCUAUGGUUAUAGCCUUUAAAAUCAAGAGUGAAAGGAUAUUUUUUAAAAGGUCACCAAAAAAAAAGGUCUUUUAAUCAAUUUCAUGGGAUAUUCGUCAGAUUAGUACAUAUUUCACUAUUGUACAUGUAAUUGAAUUAGAUGAUUGGGAAACUGUUGCCCAUAUGAUAAUGUUUUAAUAAAAAAACCAGUAUAGGGCGAUUAUAGUAAAAUAUAAUCAUAAGGAAAAUAUUAAUCAUAAAAUACUCAGGCGUUACAAUACCAGUAAAUCUACUAGUUUUGCCCCUAUCGCAGGGAUGAAAUUCCAACAUCAAAAUCACCCUGAAAUGCCAUUCAAGUGGAUCAAUCUAUUCUUUAUCAUGAUGAUAUAUUGUAUCUUCAGUUGGGUGCGUCCUUGCAGCACUAUUACAUAAGUGGGUGUUACACUGCUUUUCAAUGCUAUAUUUGAAAAUUAUAUUGAUUAUGUUAGCCAAAGAAUGAAAUUACCAUUUUUUUUUAAUUUGGGCAGGUUAUGGUCCAAAUCAGGUGGGAUUUUGGGUCUAAUGUAAUGUAAAAAAAAAAAGACAGAAUUUAGAUUAAGCAUUAGAUG